AAUGAAGCUUAUAAUCCUUUUGUGCCUUGUUGCCUCAAGCUAUGCUUUAAUUGGAAAUACCCAAUCGGCUGGAGUACGUGGAAAACUGAUCUGCAAUGGAAAACCAGCUGUUGGAGUUUUGGUCAAGUUGUAUGAUGAUGAUAGAGGAAUCGAUGCCGAUGAUUUGAUGGCUUCUGGAAAGACCAAUGGCAACGGAGAUUUUGAAAUUUCUGGACACGAAGAUGAAGUGACUCCAAUCGACCCAAAACUUAACAUUUACCAUGACUGCAAUGAUGGAAUUAAGCCCUGCCAACGCAAGUUCACUAUCAAGAUCCCAGAUAGCUACAUCAACAAGGGAAAGACUGUCCGUAAUAUUUACGAUGCCGGAGUCAUUCAACUUGCUGGAUCUUUCCCAGGAGAAGGACGUGACUGUCUUCACUAAACUUACCAACUUAUAUAUACUCUUUUUUCUUGAAAUAAAUCUUUUUAAAAUAAC
Caenorhabditis elegans is the source of this 475-nucleotide messenger RNA. It is a transcript of the gene ttr-5, whose product is annotated as Transthyretin-like protein 5. The coding region runs from base 2 to 421 and encodes 139 amino acids. The transcript is spliced from 4 exons. Gene Ontology annotation, cellular component: extracellular region; cell surface. Lineage: Eukaryota; Metazoa; Nematoda; Chromadorea; Rhabditida; Rhabditidae. The record is from RefSeq and is marked reviewed.